AUGAAAAAGUGGCUAUAGAAAAAAUUGAAUUAAGGCCUAUCCGAUGAUUAAAAUAAGCAUAGACUAACUAGAAAAGAAAGAUAUAUGAGAAAAUAUUUGAAUUCUGAAAAGUGCUAUAAUUAUUGGGAGAUUAUGACAUCCAAUAAUCUAGUUUAAGUAAAUCAAAAUAGAGAAUCAUAAGGAUUUAUUAAACAAAUUAAAGAAAUCUUUUAAAAUCCUGAAUAAAUCUUUGAUGUUGAAUUGCAAUAAAAAUUAAUGGAAUUAUAUACACUAUAAGAGGAUUAAACACCAGUAUUGGCAAUAUUUGCAGUUGGAUUUCAUCAUAAAAGAGGAUCAGAAAUUGAAUACUCAUAUCCAGAAUUAUCAUAAUUGACAAAUGACAUGGAAAAUAUAAUCAACACCGUGACAACUUGUGCUUUGCCAGAUGCUGUCCAUAAUGCUAAUGAAGACUAUUUAUAUUUUAAUUUCGAUGCAUAAAUAAAUGGGCAGACCAAGCCAUUGUUUGGUGUAACAUGCUUCAAAUAGAUUAAAGUAACAGAGGAGUUAAAAAAGUAAAACCCAGAAUUAACCAGAAGCCACAUCUAAAAGGCCAUCUGCUUGUUGUCCUUUGUACCUCUCUUUGGGUAUAUCAAGAGUAGAUUGGAGCCUACAAUAUAAGCAUACUUUUAAUUGUAGGACUUUAAAGAUAUGUCAAUUUUAAAUUAUGCCUUUGAUAGUAUAUAAUAAACUUUUGAUUUAAAGAAUGUAGAAAUCUCAGCAUUAUAUACAGAUACUAAUUUGAUUGGGUUGUUUUGGAUCUUUAAAGAGAAAAUAUUCAAAAUCCUUAAGGCAGUUUAAUAUUAGUUGAAAAUAAUUAUAUACUCUUAAUCUUCUAGUGUUUGUUCUAGAUUUAUAAUCAGUGUAUUAUCUCUAAUUCCAGGUUUGUUGAAUUUUAAUAUGUAAUCCAAGUAAUCACUCAUAUAGGAAAGUUACUUGAGUAAUUUUGGUUUGCCCUUUAAAAUAUUUACUGAGAACUAUAAGUUAUUUAUGCAUUUUAGUGUGACAGACCUAAAUAUGUUGUAAAGCAGCAAUCUUAAAGGCUAUUUGAUUGGAACAACAAGUAAAUUUAUUAAGGGUCUCAAUCAAUUGAAUCCAGAGAUUAUUAUUGAUGUUGACACAGGCGAACUAAAUAUCUUGAAAGAGCAGUACAAGAAAUUAUUAAAUCUUAAAUUAACUGAAAAAUAACUUUACAGUGCCAUUAAUACAGAUUGUUUAAAAACAUUGGAUUAAAAUUAAUAGGACUAGUUAAGAAAAUUAAUUCCCAUUCAAAAUCAAAAAAUCACGUUUCAAGGUAGUGAGGAUUGGAUAAGAAAAAUAAUUCAUGAUCAUUAUAUAAAAGUGCUAUCUGAAAUUAGCUCCUUUGUUAUAAAUUUAUAAACAUUUGAUGAAAGGAUAAAUAAAUUGACUGCAAUUAGAACUAGAAAGAGUAUGAUAAUUAAAUAAGAAAUAAGUCCAUAAGAUAGCUCUGAUGAUGAUGAUAAUGAAUCUUAAGACCCGCAUAAAUUAGAAAUAAAGAAGCAUAAAGAAAAUUUGGUUGAAGAAUUAAAAAUCAAGGAAUAUCGUAAUAUGCUCUACGAUCUAAUGAGAGUGAUAAGAAAGCACAAUAGAAAAGGAAUCAUAUAUUGGAUCACUAAAACUGAGAAUGGACUCAAAUGGUUAAAAUCCUUUGAUUAUUCUAUCAUCACAAAUUCUGAAUGUUUCGAUAAAACUACAACAGUGCCAUUCUACAAAGUGUUUGAAAAUGCAGACAUAUUUAUUGGGAAUAUGCAAUAUGGUGGACUAAUAGAACUAUUUUAAAAAAGAGUCUACGUAGGCUAAAUUCAGGAUUUCCUUAAACAUGGUUAAGGAAGAUAUGAAAAAUUAAUUGACAAGAGAUUUUAAUACAAGGGACAAUUUAAAUAGAACAAAUUUCAUGGGGAUGGUAUACUAAUAGUAGUAAAUGAAUUUUAAUAUAAUGGUCAUUUCGAAAAUAAUCAAUUUAAUGGAUAUGGUAAUUUGUAAAAAGAGAAUUAAAUCUAUGAAGGUUGGUUUAAAAAUGGAUAAUAUUGUGGAACUGGAAAAUUGAUAUUGCCAAACAAAGAUGUUUAUGUAGGUUAAUUUUCAGGGGGAUUAUUUCAAGGAGAAGGUCAAUACGUUUGGGCUAAUGGUGAUAUCUAUAAAGGUAUUUACAAGGCAGGGAAGAGACAUGGUAUGGGAAUCUAUUAAACUAAAUAAUACACAUAUGAGGGAGAAUGGGUAGAUGAUUUAAAGGAUGGAUUUGGUGUGAUUACACUGCAAGAAAACAAUUGCAAAUACUAAGGAUAAUUUUAAAAGGAUGAAUUUGUUAUAAAUCAAGAAGUUAUUAUUAAAUUUCCAGAUGAUAGCAUUUAUAAAGGACAGAUUAAAAAUUAUUAACCUCAUGGAAAGGGGUACUUGCAAUUUAUUGAUGGAAAAAUUUAAGAUGGUAAUUUCAAGGAUGGAAACUUCAUAGACUAAGAAAAAGUUGAAGAUAAAAAUGAAUAGGUUACUUUACAUUAAGAAAAUACAGUUUAGGAGUAAAAUAUUUAAACAGAUUCUUAAUCUUAAUCAAAGUAAGAUCUUAAUUAAGUAAUCAACCAAAAUGAGCUUUAGCAAUAAUAAAUUGAUGAUAGUUACAAUAAAUCAAUAUGA
Paramecium tetraurelia is the source of this 2688-nucleotide messenger RNA. RefSeq lists its product as uncharacterized. Lineage: Eukaryota; Ciliophora; Oligohymenophorea; Peniculida; Parameciidae. The transcript is spliced from 7 exons. The record is from RefSeq and is a predicted model, not a curated record. Gene Ontology annotation, cellular component: cytoplasm.